Molecule: messenger RNA, 549 nt
Organism: Trichomonas vaginalis G3
Lineage: Eukaryota; Parabasalia; Trichomonadida; Trichomonadidae
Exons: 1
Source: RefSeq, a predicted model, not a curated record
AUGCCCCUAUAUAGAAUAGAUAGAAGGUCUGCUAGAAUAAAAGCAGAGUUAGAAAGAUAUGGCUGGAGAGUUUCAAAGAAGUUUAAAUAUAGGAAGGGAAGACCCAUAAAAGUCUAUGACAAAUUGUCUGGUCUUCGCUACGAAAUGGACUUGGAAACAGCGCGCGCCAAUUAUCCAAACAGACUAGAGAGGUUAGAAGAAGAACGUCUUAUGAACUUGCCUUUCAAUGUUAGUGAACCUCAAGUUGAAGGACACGACGGCUUUGCCAGAUUCUACUGGAAACAUGACGAACAAUUGCAUCCUUUGAGAAGGAAAAAAGGAAAAGGUGAAGACAAACAUGCUCCCAUGGAAAGAACAAGAUAUGCAUAUGAAAAGUACCGUGAAGUUAGAAGUCAAAUUACAUCUGGUCGAACCUUUACAGUAAACUUUGACGAAGGAAAGAACAAAGAAGGCUUCAUGGGUGUACUUGCUGCCAUACAAGACGGAAAUAAGAAAGGAUACAAUCUCAGACUAACCGUAACAGAUUUAGAUGGUCAUAUUUACUAUGCA